AUGGGUCUGUGCUACAGCCUGCGGCCGAUUCUCUUCGGGGACCCCGAGGACGCCCCCUGCGCGGACCCCGAGUCCCGGCUAGAGGACGCGCGGCCCGACCCGGCCCCGGCCGGGGCGGCGGGGAGUGAUGCGGCCGGGACCCCACUCCCGCGAGGCGGCGGCCAGAGCGCGGCGAGCGCGCGGCCCAGCGCGGACAAGCCGAAGGGGAAGCGGCGGCGCCCGGAGCAGCUGCGCGCCGAGGAGCGCGAGGCCGCCCGGGAGGCGCGGAAAGUGAGCCGCGGCAUCGACCGCAUGCUGCGCGAGCAGAAGCGGGACCUGCAGCAGACGCACCGGCUCCUGCUGCUGGGGGCUGGAGAGUCUGGGAAAAGCACUAUCGUCAAACAGAUGAGGAUCCUGCACGUGAACGGAUUUAAUCCCGAGGAGAAGAAACAGAAAAUUCUGGACAUCAGGAAAAAUGUCAAAGAUGCUAUUGUGACGAUCGUCUCAGCAAUGAGUACUAUAAUACCUCCAGUCCCACUGGCCAACCCCGAAAACCAGUUUCGAUCAGAUUAUAUCAAGAGCAUAGCGCCUAUCACUGACUUUGAAUAUUCUCAGGAGUUCUUCGACCACGUGAAGAAGCUCUGGGACGACGAGGGCGUCAAGGCUUGCUUCGAGAGGUCCAACGAGUACCAGCUCAUCGACUGCGCACAGUACUUCUUGGAGAGAAUCGACAGUGUCAGCCUGGUGGACUACACUCCCACUGACCAGGACCUCCUCAGGUGCAGGGUGCUGACAUCGGGAAUUUUCGAGACACGAUUCCAAGUGGACAAAGUGAAUUUUCACAUGUUCGACGUUGGUGGCCAGAGGGACGAGAGAAGGAAAUGGAUCCAGUGUUUCAACGACGUCACGGCCAUCAUCUACGUGGCGGCCUGCAGCAGUUACAACAUGGUGAUCCGGGAGGACAACAACACCAACCGGCUCCGAGAGUCCCUGGACCUGUUUGAAAGCAUCUGGAACAACAGGUGGCUGCGGACCAUCUCCAUCAUCCUGUUCCUGAACAAACAGGACAUGCUGGCCGAAAAAGUCCUAGCGGGGAAAUCGAAGAUCGAAGACUAUUUCCCAGAGUACGCCAACUACACCGUCCCCGAAGACGCGACACCAGAUGCAGGAGAAGACCCUAAAGUCACAAGAGCCAAGUUCUUUAUCCGGGACUUGUUUUUGAGGAUCAGCACAGCCACUGGGGAUGGCAAGCACUACUGCUACCCGCACUUCACCUGCGCCGUGGACACAGAGAACAUCCGCAGGGUCUUCAACGACUGCCGUGACAUCAUCCAGAGGAUGCACCUCAAGCAGUACGAACUCUUGUGAGG
Molecule: messenger RNA, 1349 nt
Organism: Urocitellus parryii (Arctic ground squirrel)
Lineage: Eukaryota; Metazoa; Chordata; Mammalia; Rodentia; Sciuridae
Gene: Gnal
Product: G protein subunit alpha L
Biological process (GO): sensory perception of chemical stimulus; adenylate cyclase-activating dopamine receptor signaling pathway
Cellular component (GO): cytoplasm; heterotrimeric G-protein complex
Molecular function (GO): GTP binding; GTPase activity; G-protein beta/gamma-subunit complex binding
Source: RefSeq, a predicted model, not a curated record